Uranotaenia lowii is the source of this 5287-nucleotide messenger RNA. RefSeq names its product calcium-binding mitochondrial carrier protein Aralar1 (gene aralar1). The coding region runs from base 1650 to 3590 and encodes 646 amino acids. Gene Ontology annotation, molecular function: L-glutamate transmembrane transporter activity; L-aspartate transmembrane transporter activity; calcium ion binding. The transcript is spliced from 11 exons. The record is from RefSeq and is a predicted model, not a curated record. Gene Ontology annotation, biological process: aspartate transmembrane transport; malate-aspartate shuttle; L-glutamate transmembrane transport. Lineage: Eukaryota; Metazoa; Arthropoda; Insecta; Diptera; Culicidae.
UUGACAGACUGCGAAUGCUCUCGAAAAAGUUGGUGGUUAGUGGCUUUGGUGGAAUCCAACAACAGAUUCAUUAUCAAUUCAGUCACUUCAGUUUAAGAGUCGUGGAUUGUUUCUGCUCGGAUUAUCAGCCUGUUAGUGAGUAGCUCAUCCCUACUGUUUUUGUGAGCACUGGAAGUCACACGAAAAGGUACCGAACUAACAACUAUUGCUGCAGUCUGUUCCGAUUGCUCGUCCAUCAUUGAUACAAACAAGUGGCGAUUAGUAAGUAGUAAGUGCAUAGUCUCAGCCACUUCCCUGAAUGGUGUAAUUCCUCUAGUUCAUCAGCUGGCAAAUGUAAUAGUGAGAGAGCAUCCAGCUCGGUGAAAGUUCCGCUGGAGGCAACUUUCAGUCAGCCAUCGGAAUCGGUUCGAAUCGCGUCAAAAUUCUAGAACAAUCGCAAAACUAUUUCGUCCAUCCACAACGCGAGAAAAGGUUAUCUUAAUAGCCACCCUCGACGAAAGUCACCUCUAAAGGUGUGCGGUUUUUUUUUUAACUUUUUCUAAUUAUCGUAAGAUACACGUCGUGACAAUGCAUCAGUCCCGGUUUGUUAUCUCUGAUGUCGGGCAACUUUGAGAAGGCCGCCCAUCUAUCUUUAUGAGACACCGGACCAGUCGUCGUUCGUCUGUGUUGUGUUUGUUGGAAGAAAAAAGAUUACGCAAAUCGUGGAAAAGUGCUAUCCGAAAUCAGUUGUUCUGUCAGGAACAAGAGAAAAAAAAAUUGUCGACAAAAAGUAUUCAUCCCAAACCCAGUCAUCACCGGUUAUCGACCCGAAAAGUGACAAAUAAGUAGCCCCCGAAAAAUUGAUUACAUUUUAAUCAGUGCCACUAAUAAUAGGAGGGGUUCCUGUUUUAUUAUUCUUCCUCCUUCAAACACGAAAAAAGUCGGCACGCGACUAUCGGCUGAUUGUCAGUAGGUCGAUUUUUCGGAAGUGAUUACGUCCACAUCAGUCUGGACCAGUCUAGAUUGAAUCGAGCUGUAAAAAAGUGUGUGAUAAGGUGUAAUCCAGUCCAAGUAAGCCGAUUCUAGCAACGUGUGUGUGCCUGCUUCGAUAUGAAGAAGGCGAUGCCGUCGCUCACCUUGGAGGAAGUGCUGAAUCUAUGCGGAAUGGUGGCCUACUGUCAGGAGGACCCCGAGGUUUUACCUUGAUCCGUAGUUCGGCUUUUUGUUGCCUAGAAACCGCCAUCGCUGCAGGUCGCAAUCACACGCACACCGCAGCGAUACUUACUAAGUCAACACACGAGCCAUAGACGCAUCGGUCCACAAUCUACCGAACGUCGAGAGUGCCAAGGACCCGCCUUUGCAAUCCACCGUGGUGAGCCGUCCCGCCCGAGGCUUCCGAAUUACACUCAAAUUCGACCGCUAGCGUGGGAACCUACAACCCGAAGCCAAACUAGUUCGUGUGGGGAACAAACCGUCGGCGUCCGUAUCUAUCACCGAGUGGCAUCGCUGUUGCGGAGCAGAUAGGCUGGUCCACCCAGGAAGGUGAGACACAAGGUGGUGCAAUCACUACGUGUCACGAGAGUCCAUCGUACUUGAAGCGUGCCUCGACGGAAAAGCUGCGGGAAAUCUUCCAGAAAUAUGCCACCCAGGAUGUGAACGGGGAGCUGCACAUGACCAGUGAUGACUUCGUGCGAGGAUUUCUCGGCCAGUCCUAUAAUGAGGAUUCGGUCAAACUGUUGGCCGGCAUCGCGGACACCAGCAAGGAUGGCCUGAUAUCGUUCGCCGAGUUUCAGGCCUUCGAGGGGAUGCUCUGUACCCCGGAUGCCCUGUACAAAACCGCCUUCCAGCUGUUCGACCGCAAUGGGAAUGGGUCGGUGACGUACAGUGAGUUUGUCGAUGUUUUCAAAAAGACAGAUCUGCACGCUAAAAUUCCGUUCAAACUGGACGGUCCCUUCAUACAGCUCUACUUCGGCAAGGAUCGGCAGCGGGCGAUCAGCUAUGUGGAGUUUGCCCAGUUUUUGCAUGAUUUUCAUGAGGAGUGCGCCCUGGAAGCGUUCCGGAUGAAGGAUACAUCCGGGUCCGGGUUCAUUUCGGCGCUCGACUUUCAGGAUAUCAUGCUGAAUGUGAAGAAGCAUCUGCUGACGGGCGAAGUUAAGGACAAUCUGGUAGCGGUUACGGAAGGUCACAAGGUGAGCUUUCCCUACUUCAUGGCGUUCAACUCGUUGCUCAACAACAUGGAACUGAUCAAGCGAGUUUAUCUGAGUGCCACGGCCAACAAUCGUAUGGAACCGGUAACGAAGGAAGUGAUGCUCCAUUCGGCCCAGACGAUGAGCCAAAUCACGCCGCUGGAAAUCGACAUCCUGUUCCAGCUCACCAGCACCAUCAAUCAGACGGGAGUGUGGUGGACACGAAAAAAAGUGGUAGACACGAAUAGGCGCAUCGUUUAUGGGGAUCUGAGCAACAUUGCACCGGAACACUACACCAAACAUAUCACCCACCGGUUGGCGGAGAUUAGGGCCGUGGAGUCGCCUGCCGAUCGAUCGAUCUGGAUUCAGCUUCUGGAAAGCAGCUAUCGAUUUACGUUGGGAUCCGUCGCUGGAGCCGUUGGUGCAACCGCAGUAUACCCCAUCGAUCUGGUGAAAACUCGUAUGCAGAAUCAACGAACUGGUUCCUUCAUCGGUGAGGUGGCCUACCGAAACUCCUGGGAUUGCUGCAAGAAGGUCAUUCGCCACGAAGGUUUCCUAGGGUUGUACCGGGGUCUAGUACCACAACUGCUGGGUGUAGCACCGGAAAAGGCCAUCAAACUAACGGUGAACGAUCUGGUGCGGGACAAGCUAACCGAUAAGCAGGGCCAAAUUCCUCGGUGGGCCGAAAUCCUUGCCGGUGCUUGCGCCGGUGGUUCCCAAGUAAUCUUUACCAACCCGCUGGAAAUCGUCAAAAUUCGGCUACAGGUGGCCGGUGAGAUCGCUGGAGGAGCAAAGGUCCGAGCCUGGAACGUCGUUAGGGAACUGGGUCUGUUCGGCCUGUACAAAGGAGCUCGGGCCUGUUUGCUUCGAGAUGUGCCAUUCUCUGCCAUCUAUUUCCCGGUGUACGCCCACACGAAGGCUGCCUUUGCGGGCUACAAUCAUCCGAUGUCGCUGCUGGCAGCGGGUGCCAUUUCCGGUAUUCCGGCCGCCUCGUUGGUCACUCCGGCCGAUGUGAUCAAAACGCGACUUCAGGUCGUGGCACGUUCUGGACAGACCACCUAUACCGGGGUGCUGGACGCCGCCCGGAAGAUUAUGGCCGAGGAGGGACCACGUGCCUUCUGGAAGGGAACAACCGCUCGUGUCUUCCGAUCGUCGCCACAGUUCGGUGUGACCCUGGUGACCUAUGAACUUCUGCAGCGAAUGCUCUACGUGGACUUUGGUGGGUCACGUCCGGCUGGUUCGGAUGUUGCAGCUGCCAAACAGGAGCUGACCAAGGUGAAUCCGGAUCAUAUCGGUGGCUACCAGGCGGCGCUUCCCAUGCUAAACGGAAUUGAAACCAAAUUCGGGCUCAGCUUACCUCGGUUCAGCUCUAACCUCAAACUUCCCGUCAAACCACAACAGCAGCAGCAGACACAAGCCUCAUGAUGAGUUUAAGUAGGAAACUGAAGAAGGUUUUUUUUUUUCGGUAGCAUCAAGAACGCUUGGAGUGAGUGAGGAGUGACUUUAAGUUUGUGAAGGAGCUGAUGAGAGCGAUAGUCGAGUAUUUAUUAAUCUAUGAUGAAAUUGAUACGUGAGAAGAGGGUAGUUUAGGACGUAAGUGUCCUAUUUGCUCGAUAGAAAGCCUUUUCGAAAGGACUGCAGAAAAGUUAACGCUAGGCAGGGAUGCUUAUCCAAACCAAAAGUUUAACAGAAUGUUUUCUUUUCUUUUUAUAUUCGCUAAUGAGUGGAAUAAGUGAACCAAAAUUUGCUUUGAUAGGCAAACCGUAAAACGGGAAAAUAAAAAAAAAUCGUUCUGCACAUUUUAUGUUUUUUUCUGGACUGAUUUCGAAAGUUGUUUAGGAAACGAAAAGUUAUUUAAUUUUUUUUUUUGCUAUUCUCAAUCAGAUAGAGGAUCACUUUCGUAAAUAUGAAUCAAAGAAAAUCGGAAUACUUAAAUCAGACAUAUGGGCUCUGGCAUCUGCAAAUUCUGAAAUUGCGAAUACUGAUCCUAAAAUUAAUCAAAAUAUUUUACGAGUUAAAUAUUUAAUUCAUAAAUACCAUUUAAAUAAAUGCAUUUAUCAGUUUUGCUUUACGCGUCUUCUACAAAACUCACUUAUAGGACACAGCAGCUUGUAUCAUUAAUCAAAAGUUACAGCCAUGCAUUUGAAAUAGAAACAAAAAUCGCCCAAUGUUAUAGGCCAUUGCAUCCGCAUGUAUCUUCCUGAUGAAGCAACAAACUAAAAAUAUACUUAUACUGAAGUGGAAUAUUAAAGCUCUACAUAGUGUUAGCUCAAGUUGAUAAAAGUAAAACAAAAAAUGCACUCACAGCAGGGAAAAAAACAUCACCAAUCUUCAAAUGUUAAAUCGUUUAUGGAAAAAUCUGCACAAAAUCCGUUCUGCACCAUACACAAAAAAAAAACAUGUAAAAUCGCUGCCAAAAGCGGACGUUAUAGUUGUAAAAUAGUUGGAUAUUGUUUAUCGAAUCCGGAACAUUGUUAGCCGUUUAUCAAUUCUCGUUUUGCAAACAUAAAAAACGAACUAUUUACAAUCACUAUUAAUUGCACACAGGCUGCAUUGAAAAUGAAUCAGCACCACGUUACAACCAUUGUAAAUUUGCAGCAAUUUACCUCACGCGUUAACAGCCAGACAUGCAUUCAAUCUCCGAAAUAUUGCAUUAAAAAUAUAGGGUAAAACAUCCAUUCGCCUAAUCUAAAUAUCUUGCGCUGAAAGCGCGCAAAAAUGCUGCCGUCUACUAGGAAGAACCUUCAGAAGAGUCUUACUAUUUGUUAGGUUUUCCUUUAACUCCAUUUUGAAAAUUUCCUUUUAGUUAGAGUUUUUUUUUAAACCAAAAAUCGAGCUUUCUGAAAAGUUGUUAGACUUCGAGCGACUGUCACAUCUAUUUUUUGAAACAUGAUUUUUAACCAAACAAAAACGAGAAUUUUUUUUACAAUCAACGCAACGUGUUUAGAUUGAAUGAUUUCUUCUCUCCUUCAAGAACUCUGUACAUAGUUUAAUUUUAGCCUUCUCGUAUGAUAAAAAAAAACAAAACUUAGUAAACAAAAUUGGAUCAAACAACAAACUACAAACUUAUGAGAUCUUUAAAGAUAUUAGAACAACUUAGAAUAAUAAAAUUUUCAAACACA